Aphidius gifuensis is the source of this 583-nucleotide messenger RNA. It is a transcript of the gene Nedd8, whose product is annotated as NEDD8. The record is from RefSeq and is a predicted model, not a curated record. Lineage: Eukaryota; Metazoa; Arthropoda; Insecta; Hymenoptera; Braconidae. Gene Ontology annotation, cellular component: nucleus; cytoplasm. Bases 165 to 398 code for a protein of 77 amino acids. Gene Ontology annotation, biological process: protein neddylation; modification-dependent protein catabolic process; regulation of proteolysis. The transcript is spliced from 4 exons. Gene Ontology annotation, molecular function: protein tag activity; ubiquitin protein ligase binding.
UUUUUCAUGCUCUAUGAACGUCAUCAAACUCAAGUGAAUUUCAGUGAAUUUUGGCAAUUUGCUUGUCUAAUUUUGAUUUUGUGCUCUCGGCCUCUCGUCUCUUGGACAUUUAAUUUAUAACAUUAUCAUCAUAUAAUUUGUUAAUAAAAAAAAAAACAACAAAAAUGUUGAUCAAAGUCAAGACACUCACAGGAAAAGAGAUUGAGAUUGAUAUUGAACCCACAGACAAAGUUGAAAGAAUCAAAGAAAGAGUUGAAGAAAAAGAAGGUAUCCCACCGCAGCAACAAAGAUUAAUUUUUUCUGGAAAACAAAUGAAUGAUGAAAAAACAGCUCAAGAUUACAAAGUCCAGGGUGGAUCAGUUCUUCACUUGGUAUUGGCAUUACGUGGUGGAUAUUAAAUCAACAUUCCACAUCUAAUUUUUAUUUUUUCAAAAAGUUCAAAUGCUAAUAUCGUCAUAGCAACAUUUCAUACAACCAAAUGCAAAAAUAAUUUAAAAUAAUUAUAACAACGAAAUGAAAGGAUAAAAAAAGAUAAUGAGACAUGAAAUAUCUCGUUACAAUAAAGUGUUGAAGAUCAUACAUA